Messenger RNA from Hibiscus syriacus, 2050 nucleotides. RefSeq names its product cationic amino acid transporter 8, vacuolar-like. Bases 146 to 1870 code for a protein of 574 amino acids. The transcript has a single exon. The record is from RefSeq and is a predicted model, not a curated record. NCBI's taxonomy places the organism in Eukaryota, Viridiplantae, Streptophyta, Magnoliopsida, Malvales, Malvaceae. Gene Ontology annotation, molecular function: amino acid transmembrane transporter activity. Gene Ontology annotation, cellular component: plasma membrane. Gene Ontology annotation, biological process: amino acid transport; transmembrane transport.
UUAACUUGCGCGAUUGAAAUCUUUAUCUAUUGGCCAAUCCUGAUUCCCGAUUGUAGUGAAUCUCUUCUCACUUCCCAUACUAAAUCAAUCUCUUCUCUCCAAUUUGAUCUUCUGGGUCUUUGAAGGUUUGAAUCUUUGGAUCUCCAUGGCUGAAGAAAAACCAAGUUCUUCAACAACCACGAGAAGCUACUGGAGAUGUAGCAAAAAAGAUUUCUUCCCAGAAACCUCGUUUCAAUCCAUGUCUUCCUACAAAACAGCAAUUUCCCAAACCUGUCCUCGUCUCACCGACCGUCUCUUAGCACGUUCCUCCUCCACCAACGAGCUUGUAACCCUUUCGAAAGUGAGUGAAAACCCAAUGCAAAAAUGUCUAACCUGGUGGGACCUUAUUUGGCUAAGCUUUGGCUCGGUUGUUGGUUCUGGCAUAUUUGUCAUAACAGGUCAAGAAGCUCAUGAUAACGCAGGUCCAGCUAUUGUCUUGUCCUAUGCUAUAUCUGGGCUUUCAGCAUUGCUUUCGGUUUUCUGUUACACUGAAUUUGCAGCUGAGGUUCCAGUAGCUGGUGGUUCAUUUUCAUAUCUUCGUAUUGAAGUAGGUGAUUUCAUUGCAUUUAUAGCUGCUGGUAAUAUUCUUCUAGAAGCUUUAGCAGGAGCUGCAGGGUUAGGAAGAUCAUGGUCUUCUUAUUUUGCUAGUAUGAUCAAGAGUGAUUCUGAUUUUUUGAGAAUUAAGGUUGAUUCUUUGCCUGAUGGAUUUAAUCUUUUAGAUCCACUUGCAGUUGUCGUACUUUUGGUUGCUAAUGGAAUAGCUAUGAGUGGAACUAAGAGGACGUCUUGGUUGAAUUGGGUUGCUUCUUUGGUUAGCGGUGCGGUGAUUGUUUUUGUUAUAGUUUUUGGGUUUAUUCAUGCAAAAACUUCGAAUCUGGAACCUUUUUUUCCAUAUGGGGUGAAAGGCGUUUUCAAGGCAGCGGCUGUGGUUUAUUGGUCUUAUACAGGUUUCGAUAUGGUGGCAAAUAUGGCCGAGGAGACUAAGAAACCCUCUAGGGAUAUACCAAUUGGGUUGGUUGGUUCGAUGUCUGGAAUUACCAUUGUUUAUUGCUUGAUGGCUUUAGCAUUGACCAUGAUGGUGAAGUAUAAUGAGAUUGAUGUAAAUGCUGCUUAUUCUGUUGCUUUUGAACAAAUUGGGAUGAAAUGGGCCAAAUAUUUGGUUAGUAUAUGUGCACUCAAGGGAAUGACUACAAGCUUGCUUGUUGGAUCUCUUGGGCAAGCUCGAUACACGACUCAGAUCGCUAGAGCUCAUAUGAUUCCUCCUAUUUUUGCUUUGGUUCAUCCCAAAACUGGAACUCCUGUAUAUGCUACCCUGCUGGUGACAUCAAUUAGUGCUAUUAUUGCAUUUUUCUCGAGUUUAGAUGUUUUGUCUAGCGUUUUAUCUUUCAGUACACUAUUCAUUUUUAUGCUAAUUGCUGUUGCAUUGCUUGUGAGACGAUAUUAUGUGAAGGAUGUUACUCCAAAGGAUGUUUUGAUAAAAUUUCUCAUCUGCUUGCUCAUUAUUAUCGGUUCCUCAAUUGGAGUUUCAGCACUUUGGAAUUCUGAUGAGAGAGGCUGGAUUGAAUACACUGUGGCUGGAUUGGUUUGGUUCUCGGGGACUUUGGGAAUGGCAUUUCUUUCCAAGCAGUGCGUUCCAAAGGUCUGGGGAGUUCCACUUGUUCCUUGGUUGCCAUCUUUGUCAAUUGUGAUGAACAUGUUUCUCAUAGGAUCUUUGGGUCUUGUAGCAUUUUUGAGGUUUAUCAUUUGCAGUGCAGUAAUGAUAGUGUACUACCUACUUGUUGGCCUUCAUGCCACCUAUGAUGUGGCUCACCAGAAUGAAUUAAGUGCCUAAAACUGAAGAGGGUAAAUGAAGCUGUUACCUUGAGAACAAUUCGUGCAGUACAGUGGGGUACAGCAUUUUAUUGUUGUUUAUACAUCCCUAGUGUCGUCACCAUUAAUGUUUGGAUAUUGUUUAAGUUGUUUACACUUUCCUAGUGUUGUCACUGAUAAUGUUUGGAUAUUGUUCAAGUUA